GAGGGAGCAGAAACUGUGCGCAGAGCUCGGAUAGAGUUUCUCCCAGUAAGGGAUCUCUUUGACCGCCAUGGAUUCAGUUUCUGCGCCCUUGUGACUCACACAUCAACACACGAAAGAUCUCGCUCAGAGAAUCAGCUUUUGUUGUCUGAUUAUGAUUAUUUUUCCUUCUUUAAACUGCAGAAUAAACUCAUGGUGAUCGCCGAGUGCGCACCGCUCUCCUCGGGGCGCCAUGGGCUCGUAAGAUGCCUUCUCUGUGGAAACGGAUAACGUUCUCGACGGCCUCGGUGCUCUGCGUCCUCUCGGCGGUCCUCCUGGUGGUGGCCCUGUCCACGGAGCGGUGGGUUACCGGCAGGAUCCUCUGUAAAACCGGGGUGGAGAUCGUGAACGCGUCCCGUCCUGAGAUGGACCAGUUCAUCGGGGACAUAUAUUAUGGAUUAUUCCAGGGAGGCAAGGCCAAGAAGUGUGGACUGGGGAGAAGACGCUCCAAAAUCUACAUUUUUCCAAAGCUUGUGCAGACGUUAAACGGUGGCCUUCACAUCAUGGUGAUUCUGUUCCUGCUGGUGGCCAUCGGCUUCGCACUGGUCAGUCUAUCCUUCUGCAUCUACAACGCUCGCAAGGUUCCCUACCAGAGCAUCAAAGGGCCCAAGGGCCUCUACCUGUGGAACUGCAUCGCUGCUCUGUUUGGUGCCCUCGGUGUUCUGUGUUUCCUGGCAGCUGUUAGACACCACCGUCUGACCGAGCGGGUGGCAAACUAUCGAGAGAAUCUGUUUGUCCUCGUUGUCCUGGAUGACAGCCUGGACUGGUCCUUCUGGCUCGGUGUCGGCAGCAUUGCCACCCACUUUGCCGUCUGCGGGGUGGUCGCCAUGAGUCGGAUUAAGAUGCCCAAGCCUGAGCCCAAGAAGCCUGAAGAACCGACUAUAUCUGCUCUGGACCUGCUUUACUGAAGCACCAACCAGACAGGAGAGUUUGUAGCAUUUCUGCCACUGACAAGAGCAACCUUUGAAGACUGACAGCAGAUAAAACCAACACAGUGCCACAGUCCCUGCCUUUUGUAAUCUAUCUGACUUUCAGGCUCAACACAGCUGGAAUUACAGCCUUGUGACAUUAUUUUCAUGUAAAUUCUCAUUUGACAAAUAUUUUAUUUAUCUUAAUUUGCCAGCAGAAGCUAACUGUAGGAUUCAAGUAUUCAUUUUAACUUGCUAGAGGAGCCUCAUGCUUCAAACCACAUUCAUUUAUGAAAUGUGACAAACAAUUUUAAGUCUUCAAACUACAUUUUGACAAGAGAGCCCCUUGUUAUUGAGACUGUCAUGCCAGAAAACAUGGUGCAUUAACUUAGUGGUGUUUUUUUCCAAAGAGAUAUUUGAUGAAAUUAGCACAACACAGCUGACACAUACAAAGUUUGCAACCUAGUGCAGUAUUUACCCUCACUGUCAUAAAGCUGCUCAACAACAUUUUAAUGAGAAACACUGGCAUAAUGUUUAUCUUGGAUGAGUCAAAGUCUGUCAAAUAGGUUUUAUAAUGCUAAGUUUUCCUCAGUGUGUUUUAUAAAAACAAUGAAGUCUGCGGUAACGUUAACGUCAUGUUGACACACAAAUUUCUUCUUCAGAAUGACUUCAAAUGUGAUAAAUAUGAAGGCAAAUUGUGUUUAUGUUGAUUUGGUUUGAAGGAAUACCUGGGACAACACAUUUGACAAGAGUGUGCAUUUCAGCUCAGGAACAGCAUUUUGAACAUAUACAAAACAUGAAGGCUGCAUUAACGUCAACUUCAUGUUGUCAAAGAACUUUCUUCUUCAGAAUGACUUCAAAUUUCAUAAAUAUGAAGGUAAAUGAUGUUUAAGUUCAUUUGGUUUGAAGGAAUAGCAGUUACACCAUAUUUUACCAAAGUGUGCAUUUCAGCUCAGGCACAGCAUUUUAAGCAUAUAAAAAUCAUGAAGGCUGCAGUAACAUGAACUUCAUGUUGACACACAAAUUUCUUCUUCAGAAUAACAGCACAAAAUGAAAUCUCAUCCAAAGUUGUUUAAGUCAAUCCAACUGGACUUUAAGAAGGUUCCUUGAACACGUUUCACCUCUCAUCCAAGAGGCUUCUUCAGUUCUGGUGGUGGUUGAUGUUGCCUCAGCUUAUAACAUCUGUGAGGUGUGGUCAGUGUUAUUCACAUUCUGACGACCAUUGCCAAGGCCCACCUGGCUCCUCAACGAUGGUCGUUGGGAGCCAGGGAGUGACAAAGGGGGUCGUUGAAAUGCGAGUUUCACCGAGCCCUCGUAUGCUAAUGGUGGGCGUUAGCAUGAGCCACCUCACCUGAGUCAUUCUGCUGAGUAGUUCUUUUGGGGAGUUUUGAAAGGACCUGAUUGUAAAAUGGUGAAAGAUGAUGUCGCAGACCACCCCCCCUGUUCAGAGAUGGCUUCUCCACUUUGACAUGGAUGGUUUCUUUCACGCCUCUCUCAAACCAUCUGUCCUCCCUGUCCAAAAUCUGAACAUUGGUGUCCUGAAAUGAGUGUCCCUCUUCCUUGAGGUGAAGGAAGACCAUCGAAUCCUGUCCUGAGGAACUGGCUCUUCUGUGUUGAGCCAUACGCUUGUUAAGUGGCUGUUUGGUUUCCGCUAUGUAGAGAUCUGAGGUUGACACCAGCUAUUAAGCACAAGUUGUUCACCGUGAGAAGGAAGCAGAUAGACGCUUUAGAGAGCCAGAGGCUGAAUCCAAAGCCAAAGGAUAUAGUCAGAGCUUGUUCAUCCCAGUCAUCAGGGUUUUCUUGAUAAGGUUGAUCACCUCACAAAGCGCUGCAUAAUGGACCAUGAUGGUCUGAACAAGCCUGGAGUUUGAGUUCCAUCUAGUUGCUGCUGCAGGGAAUGUGCCUUUUCACCGCUUCAUCAAGCAGAUUGCUGCGUUCUGUAGACUUGCUGAAAUAAACUGCAAGGCCUUCCAGAGUCUUAAAAAAGAAUUUACAUUCAGUGCAGACUGCCAGAGGACGAGGUUCAGUUUGUGCCCGUGACAGAGUAAACAAUGCUUCCGGUACUUAUUCUCUGAUUUUUGCCUGCACUCCAUUUAGCUACAAUGUCAUAACUGAUGCCUCAUCAUAUGUUUGUGCUACUAACUUGUGUGCACAGUUUACCUUGUCCAGUAGACCUAAAACAUAGUUAGCGAUUGCUGUCGCUUUCCUGUCAUCGCUGUCAUCAUGAAAGCCUAGAAAAGCCUCCUUCACCCCACUGCCAGGACACUUACCUUCCACCACUGUGGUGUUGUUGGCGGACUUUAUGAUCUGGAUCCUCUGUUGUGUGGCUUGCACAGUCGUGUGUUAGCGGUGGACUGAGCGAACAGCCUUGAGGAGAUCCAGUGAUACUCUUGUGACCGCAAAGAAACUUUAUGAAAGUCUUCUUAAUGGUAAGGGCAGAAACACGCAUGUGUUAUUUUAGCAUAUAAUAUAUGUUAGGUAAACUACAAUCUACACUUUGGCACCCAAUAGUUUUUUAAUAUUGACAGUGUUUAGUCUUAAUUCAUUCCAUUGUGGUAAAGUGUUUCACUGUUGUUGGUAUAUUUUUGUGUAACUCCCCAAUUUUGUGCUCUAAUCACAUGGUUUUGCAUGGACUAAUAGUAUCUGUCCAGAGACCUACCCAAGGACAAAAGUGUGACUGGACUUGAGUUUGUGGUGCUUUAAAAAAAAAAAAAAAAAAAACUCUGUCAAUAAACAAUGUUCAUUUCAUUCUGCAUUUUAUACUACAUACAGUUAUACACAUAUACAUAUAUUAAGGCAAUUAGUGUUAUGUGUGAAACAGUCCUAACCCUAACCCUGCUGGUGAUAACAUCAAGCCACAGCUUACAUGGUAGCAGAAGUUAAAAGCUUUGUAUAACAUACAUAUACAGCAGUACCAGCAAUCUAAAACAUUACAGGAAUACUAAAUUUUACUAAACUGAACAUCCUUUUACAUUUCAUAGAGAAGUACAUUUUCUGACAAUCUACACAUUUUUUUUCACAGUCAAGUUGGAGCGUAGAACUUUUAAAGGAGUAUAUUCACAAAGUGGUCUAAAUACAUUUUCCAGCACUGUUCAAAUUGCUCCUCAUGGUUGUGCUAACUUUUCAUGGCAGCUUGCCAUGUGUGAAUGUGUUAACACAUUAAACGCUGCCAUGUAUAGACAGCCACUUUAAAUGUGUUCCUCUGAAAGCUCUGAAAUGCUGUCAUCCUGUUCACUUUCCUCUUCUCAAUGCUCUUUGUCUUCCUCCAACACGAGGAAAGAUGAGUCCAUGUCAAAACACGCAUAGGUGCUAGUGACAGAGCUCAGUUUCUCCAGAAGAACGUGGUGCUUGUGCAGAGAAGACAGCAGUGCAGUCCCCUGUAUGCCUCUUCUGUGGUUGUAGAUGAUGCGAAAGUAAAAAGUCAUGAAAAGUUUAUUAACAAUAUCAAUAAUAAUAAUAAUAAUAAGGCAACACUGAAGCUUG
Messenger RNA from Amphiprion ocellaris (clown anemonefish), 4427 nucleotides. It is a transcript of the gene clrn2, whose product is annotated as clarin 2. The transcript is spliced from 3 exons. Bases 243 to 944 code for a protein of 233 amino acids. Lineage: Eukaryota; Metazoa; Chordata; Actinopteri; Pomacentridae. The record is from RefSeq and is a predicted model, not a curated record.